UUAAACCCUGACUAAAACGUUGAAGGGUUUUCAAUUUCAUCUUGUCUCAAAGACUCAAACCCAGUAAAAGGUUUCAAGGACUCACUCCUAAGUCUUAAUAAUGAAGCUUCUUAGCUCAAAUCCAUGGCGUGUCUAUGGCAUUUCAAGGGUUUUGGGUGUGUUCUUCUACUCCACAAGAACCCUAGCAAGACCUUCACCCCCAAUCGACUCUCUGUACAGUCGGGUAUCGCGGGCCGGAGACCCUAAGGUUUCGAUCAUUCGAGUCAUCGACCAAUGGCUCGAAGAAGGACGACAAGUCCAACAAUCUGAUAUUUUAAUGAUGAUCAAACAGCUUCGCAAAUUCCGUCGCUACUCACAAGCUCUUCAGAUAUUCGAAUGGGUCAGUGACCAAAGGCACCAUGACCUGUCUCCUGGAGAAAUUGCAAUUCGACUAGAUUUGAUCUCAAAAGUUCAUGGCCUAGAAGAAGCAGAGAAGUAUUUUGAUAGCAUCCCAAACACUUUAAGAGUCUAUCAGGUAUAUGGUGCUCUUUUAAAUUGCUAUGCAGAAAAUAAAUCUUUGGAUAAAGCAGAGGCCACCAUGCAGAAAAUGAGGGAGCUAGGUUUUCUGAACACAUCUCUGUCUUUUAACGUUAUGUUAAACCUCUAUUCUCGGAUGGGUAAAACUGAGAAACUACACAUUCUAACGCAAGAGAUGGAAGAGAAGGGCAUUGAUUGGGAUAUGUUUACAUUUAAUAUCAGGUUAAAUGCUUAUGUAGCCAUGUCUGACAUCAAGGAAAUGGAGAGGCUUCUAACAAAGAUGGAAGCUGAUCCUCUAAUCACCAUCGAUUGGAAUUCUUAUGUUGUUGCAGCAAAUGGCUACUUGAAAGCCGGCCUACAUGAAAAGACUUUGGAGAUGCUGAAGAAAGCGGAGCAACUCGUUAGCAAUAAAACAAGGAAGAUUGCUUAUGAAAUCUUCCUUACUCAAUACACUGCUAUUCAAAAUAAAGACGGGCUUUACCAUAUUUGGAAUUUGUACAAAAAUAUGGGGAGAUUCUACAACUCUGGCUAUCUUUGUAUGAUCAGCUCAUUACUGAAGCUAGAUGACAUUGAUGGUGCUGAGAAGAUCUUGGAAGAGUGGGAAUCUGAGAAUACAUUCUUUGACUCUCGGAUUCCACAUCUGCUGAUCUCUGCUUAUUGCAAGAAGGGUCUUCUUGAAAAGGCUGAAGCAUAUAUGAACAGGCUUAUAGAGUGUGGGAAGGAGACAGAAUCAACCAAAUGGGGUCGACUUGCAACUGGAUAUCAUGUACAUGGUCAGACGGAAAAGGCAGUGGAAACAAUGAAGAAAGCAAUCUUGGCAAGUCAGCCAGGAUGGAUGCCCAACCGUUUUACUUUGGCUGCAUGUCUUGAAUACUUGAAAGGGAAUGGGGAGGUGGAAGUGGCAGAGGAGAUCUUGAGGUUACUUAGAGAACAUGUUCAUUUCUCAACUGGAAUUUAUGAAAGAUUACUAAAUUAUAUUCACAGUGAAAAUACGGAUUCCAGAGCCUUUGAUCAUAUGAAAGCAGAUGCUCGGACGGAAGGGGAUGAUCAAGAUCAGGAGGGUGAGAUUCAAGGGGGUAAUGGAUCCCAAGCCUGAUGGCAGCAGCUGAGUUAUAUGUAAAGCUAUGCGAAGUAUUCAAAUGAUUGCUAACACAAAUGAUUAAUUGUCUAA
Quercus lobata is the source of this 1687-nucleotide messenger RNA. RefSeq names its product pentatricopeptide repeat-containing protein At2g20710, mitochondrial-like. The record is from RefSeq and is a predicted model, not a curated record. Gene Ontology annotation, cellular component: mitochondrion. Lineage: Eukaryota; Viridiplantae; Streptophyta; Magnoliopsida; Fagales; Fagaceae. The coding region runs from base 101 to 1612 and encodes 503 amino acids. The transcript is spliced from 2 exons. Gene Ontology annotation, molecular function: protein binding.